This is a messenger RNA of Parasteatoda tepidariorum (common house spider), 746 nucleotides long. Lineage: Eukaryota; Metazoa; Arthropoda; Arachnida; Araneae; Theridiidae. The record is from RefSeq and is a predicted model, not a curated record.
UUUCUAGUGACAUCAAUCACAUGAACGUGACAGCUCGUGACGUAAUUUGAUGUGCAAUCAGGUUUUGUAUGUUUACGCGCCUUGACGCAAUAGAAUUUCACGUUCAUGAUAUUAAAUUUUUAUGGUAACCACGAUGAAAUUCUUAUAUAAAGAAGAGCAUCCAUUUGAAAAGAGACGAGCUGAAGGUGAAAAAAUCCGAAGGAAGUACCCUGAUCGAGUGCCUGUGAUUGUUGAGAAAGCUCCAAGAGCUCGUAUUGGAGAUUUGGAUAAAAAGAAAUACCUUGUUCCUUCUGAUCUGACAGUGGGCCAGUUCUAUUUCCUUAUCAGGAAAAGGAUUCACUUAAGGCCUGAAGAUGCCCUAUUCUUCUUUGUGAACAAUGUCAUUCCACCUACUAGUGCUACAAUGGGUGCACUGUACCAGGAGCACCAUGAAGAGGAUUCAUUUUUGUACAUAGCCUAUAGUGAUGAGAGCGUCUAUGGAGCAUGAAUAAUAUGCAUCGUGGAGUGAAAACUUCUCUUAUUUAUGUGAAUCCUUUACUCUUCCUUUUAUUGUGUAUCUUCUCCUUUUUAUUGUAAAAGUUUUCAUUUUAAGUAACUUCUUGACAACAAUGCAUCUAAGAAGCAUUACGUUUUAUUUUAAUGGUUUGUCAGCUCUGAAAAUUAUACACACCUGCUUCUUCAUUAUUACUUUUUUGAUUUUGUCAUUUUCUGUUAUGAUAAAUAAAUAAAUGUUUUAAAUUAGUAGA